CACACACACACAGAUUACAGUAUUAAAGCUGCUUCUCCUGCCAAGUCUUCACAUGCUCGACUAAUGUCUGCCAAAUCACGGAGACUGAGAUCAUGACUGAAUGUGACGGAUCAGCAGGAGGGAGAACAAACGUUCCCAGUAAGACCCUGCUGAUGGCGGUUUGGGCAGCAGGAAUUGGAGGAAGUUUUCAAUAUGGUUACAAUCUGUCUAUCAUAAAUGCUCCAACCAAGGACGUGCAGCUCUUUAUUAAUCAGACCUGGAUGCAGCGUUAUAACACACAGAUCUCAGCAAACCUCCUCACACUGCUCUGGUCCUCCAUCGUCUCCGUCUUCACCAUCGGGGGUUUAGUGGGAGCUUUAGUUGGAGCCUCACUAGCCGUGCGCUAUGGAAGGAAAGGAACGCUUCUGAUCAACAACGCGUUUGCUGUGUUAGCGGCGGUGCUGAUGGGCCUGAGUUCACUUACUUCUGCAUUCGAACUGCUCAUCGCCGGCCGUUUCAUCUGUGGGAUAAAUGCAGGUGUAGGGAUCUGCGUCCAGCCGCUGUACCUAGGGGAGAUCGCCCCCCGGGCUCUGCGUGGCGCCAUGGCGAUGGGAACGUCCCUUUUCCUCACAGGAGGGAUUCUAACAGGACAAGUGAUGGGACUGACUGAACUAUUGGGUGGAGACUACUGGCCUCUUCUCUUCGUCUCUCCGUGUGUUCCUGCUGUUCUUCAGCUUGUUUUCUUGCCUCAGUGUCCUGAAAGUCCACGAUAUCUGCUGAUCGACCGAGCCGAGGAAGCCGCAUGCACCGCCGCUCUGAGGUGGCUCCAUGGUGCAGAACAUUUCCAGGUUGAGAUGGAGGACAUGCAGCGAGAGCGGAUCAGUGCUGAAGCCAAAAAGCCCUGGCAGGUUUUUACUGAGCGCGGAACUCGCUGGCCGAUCUUCAUCAGCAUCAUCAUCUGCACAGCGCAGCAGCUCAGUGGCAUCAAUGCUAUUUAUUUCUACGCAGAAUACGUCUUCAGUGAAGCUCGAAUCCCGGCUAAAAAUAUUCCUUAUGUCACGGUGGGAACCGGAGCGUGCGAGUGUAUAACAGCGCUGACGUGUACGUUGCUGAUAGAGCGUUUGGGAAGGCGAGCCCUGAUCAUUGGAGGGUACUCUCUCAUGUCCUUGUGGUGUGUCUGCUUCACUCUGACACUCAGCUUUCAGAAGUCCAGCUCCUGGGUGCCGUAUCUCAGCAUGAUCUGCAUCUUCGCCUUCAUCCUCAGCUUCGGCCUCGGACCAGGUGGCGUAACAAACAUUCUGAUCACAGAGCUCUUCACUCAGACCACUCGCCCUGCAGCGUACAUGAUCGCCGGCUCGGUCAACUGGCUCAGCUUCUUCUUCAUCAGCAUGCUGUUCCCCUUUAUAGUGAAUGGACUGCAGCAGUUCUGUUUUCUUGUCUUUUUGGUGAUCUGUUGUUUUGUAGCCGUAUUCAUCUUCUUUUUUGUGCCAGAAACUAAAAACAAGACGUUUCUGGAGAUCCAGUCUGAGUUGUGCAGAGAGAGGAGAAAAGCAUCUCAGGUGUCUAAUGGAGUAGACACGCCUCAGGUGUCCACCUCUCUGUGACCCUCCAGUGUGUCCCUGUGACCUGGACGUGGUUCCUCCCGUGUCACAGCACGUUUAUAAUCACGCUUUAUAUGACUGAUACACAAACAUGCAAGUUUUAUGAUAAAAUGUACAAACCUGAAGUUGCCUGAACUAUUUGAGUGGAAAUUGUUUAAUUAUUGAUAGAUUAUUAACACUUGCUUUAGUGAUGUUGUGCUUCUGAACCGAUCUCAGAACAGCAUGAAGGCGUGUUUUAGAUGUCUUACAGCCCAUGAACACUCAUGUUUUACGCUUUUAUUUAAACUCAAUUAUAAUUCUGUUAAGAGUGAAGAGAGAGAGAGAGAGAGAGAGAGAGAGAGAGAGAGAUUUCUUUGGAGAUUCCCAGCUGUGUGUCUAAACAACAAUCUGAUCUCUGUGGAAAUCAGACCUUUCAUUGGAAUCGUCUCUUCUUACUAAUAUUGGUGAUCCAUGAGCCAUGUGAUCCUCCUGUCCACACAGUCACACCUUAAAUCCCAGUGCUCCCACUGCACUAACAUUUUACCAGCUACCUAUAAAUUACAGAUAACAGUAUUAUCAUCAUUAAUAAUUCUAUGAUUAUUAUUAUUAUACUUCAUUUAAUCAGUUGAAUCAGACUCAUCCACACUG
This is a messenger RNA of Clarias gariepinus (North African catfish), 2207 nucleotides long. RefSeq names its product solute carrier family 2 member 11b (gene slc2a11b). The coding region runs from base 93 to 1583 and encodes 496 amino acids. The record is from RefSeq and is a predicted model, not a curated record. Gene Ontology annotation, biological process: monosaccharide transmembrane transport. Lineage: Eukaryota; Metazoa; Chordata; Actinopteri; Siluriformes; Clariidae. The transcript has 12 exons. Gene Ontology annotation, molecular function: hexose transmembrane transporter activity. Gene Ontology annotation, cellular component: membrane.